Molecule: messenger RNA, 4832 nt
Organism: Drosophila rhopaloa
Lineage: Eukaryota; Metazoa; Arthropoda; Insecta; Diptera; Drosophilidae
Gene: spir
Product: protein spire
Exons: 17
Coding region: 610-3675 (1021 amino acids)
Biological process (GO): establishment of meiotic spindle localization; actin filament network formation; cleavage furrow formation
Cellular component (GO): cell cortex; cytoplasmic vesicle membrane
Molecular function (GO): actin binding
Source: RefSeq, a predicted model, not a curated record
CAGAAGUAAAAUGCGAGCGGACUAAAGCGGACGUGCUAUAAAAAUACAAGCGGAAAAACAAAACGAAAGAAGUGCGCUGCGAUUACCAUAGAAAAACAGAGAUUUAAAAUUAUGAAGAAGAGCAAAUGAAAUAAAAUAAAAAUAAAGCAAAGUGCGCGACUUAAACCUUUUCCAGUGUUGUGAAAUAGCCAACAAAAGCUAACGGCAAUUGCGAAUGCCAAAUCAAAAAGUGCCCACAAAAACGUGACGCCAGUUUUUCAAUAUUCUCGAGCCGAAAAUCAUGUGUUUUUUGUUAUACUUAUACUUGUACCCCUGUGUUUUGUGUUAAAUGUAGCUGACGACAAAAACAAAAUAUUAAAUUGUGUGCGGCGAAAAUCCCUUGCUUUGUGUUUAUUAUUAAAUUCCCUUUAACCCGUUUUACCACACACACAUACACACAACAAAUAAAACCAACGCAAAUCGACAAAAAAAAGAAGAAAAACGCAAACAAACCAAAAACAAAUCGCGAAAUUUGCAGGUUAUUUGCCAAAAGAGGCGAAAAAAUCAAUUAUAUGUUGGCCAGUGCCGGGUUUGCAGUGGAAUCGGGUUGAUACCAUCGAUAGCCACAUAAUGACGGAGCACCAGGCGGAGGAGCAGGCGGCAGGGCCCCCGACCAAGGUCAAGGCCACGCCCACACCCACCCCGAACGCGAAAUUCAAGGACACGAAGGAGGAGGGCUUCCUGUCCACCUCGCCGGACAGCGCCAAUGGCGAUGCCCAGCAGCAGAAGCUGCCAGCGGACCAGCUGGCCAUUAUCUCAUCGAACGGACUCCAUCCGGAGAAGCCGGGCGGAGCUCGCCCACUGAUCCUCCAGGCCUUCCACCAGUGCUCCUCGCCGGAGCAGUGCGUCACGCUGCACAACAUCCUCGACUCGUUCAAGGCCCCCCUCUCGGAGGAUCAGGCAUGGGCGUUGAUCCACCAAUUCGCCGGACUCUACCACCAGGUGGCCGUACAGGCCCACACCUGUGCGGCGGAAUACGAGGCCACCCUGCCCACCGGAUUCGAGCUGCACUUCCAUCGCGACGGCAGCGUCCACUUCUCCGGGCAGGAGCAACUGCCUCACAAGGAGGGGGAGGGACUGCCCCAGGAGCAGGACAAGAUCGGGGAUCAGCCGGACCACAGCGCCAGCAGCAGCGGCGACAGCAGCGCCAUCGUCAUCAACAGAGCCUUCGACAACAACCAUCAUCAUCAUCAUCAUCACACGCCGCUUGUCGUUUCGCAUAGAAAGAUUAUCAGUGAAUUGGCGGAAAUCGUCUACACCGCAUUGGAUUACAAUUUGCCGGAGGACGAAGAGUGCCAAAUGUCGCAGGAGCUGGAGAGUCUAUUCAACUUUAUGACGGCAGAUGAGACAGACGAUGAUUGCAUUGACGAGGGCAUCGACGAGGGCGACAAGCGCUGGGACGACGAUUCCGAGGAGGAGCGCAACGAUACCAAAGAACUAGAGCACAUAAUCGAGACCUGCAGAAAUCACAUAAAGACCACUCUGCCAGAGAACCACUACAAAGCUGUUUGCAGAGCCCUCGUUACGGAGACCAUAGAACUCCGUGUGUUUCUGCAGCAGGUCCUGAACAAUGCAGGUGCUGAGAAGCUGAUCAAGGCCUCAGAAUCAUCGGCCACCACGCAACAAGAACUGGCGAAGCUGGGCUUCAACGACUGGGCACGCUUCUGGGUGCAGGUGAUCGACGAACUGCGGAGGGGUGUGAGGCUGAAGAAGAGCAACCACGAGCGCACACCCAUCGAAUACGAGCUGACGCCCUACGAAAUACUCAUGGGCGACAUUAGAGCCAAAAAGUAUCAAUUGCGCAAGGUGAUGGUGAACGGCGAUAUUCCGCCGCGCGUCAAGAAAGAUGCCCACGCCAUGAUCUUGGAGUUCAUUAGGUCACGGCCGCCGCUGAAGAAGGCCAGUGAACGCCAAUUGGGGCCGCCGCGCAUGUGCGAACCUUCGCCGCGGGAGCAGCUGAUGGAGUCCAUCCGGAAAGGCAAGGAGCUCAAGCAGAUCACACCGCCGGAAGCGCCAACUUUGAGGCAAAGGAUGCUUCCAAGUGCAAACUCCACGCUGUCACGAUCCAGACAGCGGCUCAUCAAAGUGGAUUUCUCCAAGUUUCAGGACGAAGAUCUCUUCUACGAUGAGUCUAGCAUCAGCAGCUCCCACUCCACAGCGGCCACCCACCAGCACCACCACCAUCAUCAUCCUCACCUUUCCGAGAUGCACCGCUGCUCGCAGCCCAAGAUGCCGCCAUAUCCAUUCGGUGGCUACAUGGUGCCCAGCCAGGCACGACAAGAUUGCCGGGAGACGGCGUCGCUGAUGCGACCCCGACGCACAAUGGAGCCAGCAAGGCAGACGGCGCCUCCAGAAGAGCCAUCCUUCACGGAGGACGAGUACCACAGGUUCUACGACACGGCCCUGGAAUCCUACGACCUGGCCACUCAGUGCGAGUCGAGGCGGGCUUCCCUGCGCCGCCACACCAUCGUGGGAUGCCAGAGCAACCUGGACGAGACGCACUCCAUGCCGCCCACGCGGCCCGAGUCGCGUCAAUCGGACGAUGUCAAUAAGGAGACGCCCAGGAGAAGUCCUGCGGAGCCGACCCAUCCCUCAGACGAGGCCAAUUCAACAUCCUCGCUUGGGCCAUGGAACAAGUCCUUCAUGGACAAGCAGACCUGGAUGGAACGGGGGGACGAUCGCCUGUCCGUCACUCUGGCGGAGAUCGUUCACAUUCGUUCCGUCAUGACCAAGGCGGAGCUGGAGGGCCUGCCAAUGGACGUGCGCGUCAAGGAGGAUGUUGAAAAGCGUCGCGUCUGCUUCCUGUGCCUGCGCACCCGCUUCUCGUUCUUCGGUCCCUGGGGCAUCCAGUGCAAGCUGUGCCAGCGCACCGUCUGCGCCAAGUGCUACACCAAGAUGCGCAUUCCCUCGGAGCACUUCCGCAAUGUGCCACUCGUGCUGAUCUCGCCAUCGCUGCUGUCCAGUCCGGCCAGCUCGAGCACCCCAUCACCCUCCCAUCACGCCCAGCAGGCGCACUCGUCGUCGACGGGGAACAUAAUGGAUGACCAGUUCCCUAAGUCGCUGAUCGAGCGUCUCCUGCGCUCCGAGUCAGAUCGAAAGACUCGCAGCACUGUGGGCAGUGCCCCAUCCUCACCCAAACACCAAAGAUCAAACAUGAGCACGCCGGGCAUUAGCGUAGGACCCGGAGCAUCCUCCUCCUCCGCCGCCGCCACUGGCCAGGCUGUGGAGGCGCUGCACGACCAGGCGGCCAUGUCGGCCUCCUAUUCCGCGGCCAUGCGACCCUCGGGCGUUCAUCAGCACCAGAAGCAGCACUACAACAACAACGCCAUGUCCCGGAGCAUGGAGGGACCCCGGAGUCUGCCCGUGCACAGCCCAGCAUAUCGACCGCUCUCCAACAACAGCACGCUGGAGAGGAAAUCCCGGUUCUCGAGGGGCUUCAACCUGUUCUCCUCGGGCAGCCAUCUGGCCCAGACGCAGGAGCAGAAGGAGAACCUGCGGGGCGAGCAGGUAACCGUGUGCAACGACUGCCAGGGAUUGGUCAACGAGAUCACCAGCUCCGUGAAGCAGAAGCGCAGCUCUGCCCGGAACCGCACCAUUCAGAAUCUCACCCUGGAUCUGACGCCCGUCUGGAAGUAGGCGGGUAAUCGGGUCGGAAAGGAUCACACUGCAGUGCGUUUGAAGACCGUAGAAUGAUGGCAACAGAGUUCUAACGACUGACUUUGCUCUAACGCUAUACUUGAUAUCAUUGACUUGAUGACUUUAAAUGACUUAUUAACGCGUACGGACCUUAUUUGAUUACUGACCACAUUCCAGAACUGUUUGUAUUUUCAAUUUCUACGUGACUGUUGCAGGGCCUUCGAAACGCACUUGAAUAAUUAGCUAUUUACAUAUGUAUGGAUUAGAUCGACUGUUGUAAACAUUAAAGGAUAGAGCCUCAAGGAGCCUCGUUUGUAAAUCGUGUUAGUCUAGUAAAUAAGCGAAAGAGAAUACCGAGAAUUCCUGGCUGAAGCUUUGUACAUUUUCUGCCGGCUACAGAGAGAUCCGCUUGAGCGCACCCCACCACAUACUAUUUAUAAAGAAGAUAACUUACACGUCGCUAUACAUUAUAUUAUCGCAAUACGAUGCCGUUGUUUAUAACUGUUUAAUUUAUGCGUAAAUGUUGAUUAAGUACACGUAAUCAUAACUCUUGUAUCCGCGUAUAUCAAGUGCACAUAUAUUCGAUCUUAGUUGUAUCCCCCGGCUCUUGCUCUCGAUUUAGCAUGAGCGAAGUAUCUUAAAGAAUACAUCCAUAUUCGCAGUUCAGAGAAAUAAUUUCGGUUGUUGAAAAUAGUUAAUCGAAAAUGUUGUGAAACUUUUGUGCUUGCGCAGAUUUUUGUUUACCAUGUGAAGUUUUCGUUUUGUUCUCCCCAUUAACUACAACGUCAAUGUAUAACGCAAGAACUACAUGAUAGCCUAAUUUAAUUUUAGUCGGUGUUGCAAUGCAACCCAAACUAUUUAGUUAAUUCGUUUAGUUUUAAAUCUCCUCUAAGUGCGUCUAUUUUGUAAGCGACUCUUUAUAAUUGUACAAUCUGAUGAUGCAAAGCAAACCAAUAACAAAAUCAUUAUAUUAUCUAUUUGUAACUGCUACUAUAGUUUUUCUAAACCAUUUUUGAAAUUAUUGUUUCUUUUCUCUGUAAUUGUAAAUGCAUUUAAGUACUUGUAAUAUUAAAUUUUAUGAUUUUAAGUUAAAUUCGUUUGCAAUACUUUAACACACACACGAACACACAAAGAGAUCGAAAACACACAAAACAGCA